Funneliformis geosporum is the source of this 4101-nucleotide messenger RNA. The record is from the annotation of a GenBank genome assembly. Lineage: Eukaryota; Fungi; Glomeromycota; Glomeromycetes; Glomerales; Glomeraceae.
AUGGGUAAAAAGGACAAGAAGGGGAAAAAGAAAGUUGAGGACGAUUGGGAAGAGCAAGCCAAGCCAGAGCUUUUACAUGAGGAAAUUGUCAAAGUGAAUAGAAUUGAACCAGAACAAACACCUGAUGAUGCUGAUUCGCAAAUACUAGAAGAAGAUUCUCCUUUAGAUAAAAUCCCUGUCGUUUUGACUGAAGUUCAAGCUGUCCAACCUGACGAUUGGGUCGAUGAAGAAUUUGGCGCGUCGAGUAAUAAAGCAGAUAAGAAAAAAGCUCAGUCUUCAACUCAAAAAAUUGUUGAGAACGCUCAGCUGGCUGCAAUUAGGAAAGCUUUAGAAGCUCAACGGUUAGUAUUAAAUCAGGCAAAAAAAGAACAGUUAAAAAAAGAGGGGAAAUUGUUGAGCAAAGCUCAGAUGAAGAAAAAACAGCAAGAUCAGUUACGAUUACAACAGAUGAUGGAAGCUGGUCUCAAGAUCGAAGGACUUAAUCAAGAAGGUGAAACGAAACCAAGGAAGGUUAUAUAUACUAAUAAAAGGAAACAACCAAAUAAACAACGAGCAACACAGAUUGAAGCUGAACCUUCAACUAAAGUGGAAGAGUCUAUUGAACUUGUGAAAAAUAAAGUAGAAACUAAAGGAGUGAUAGAAGAGGAGUGCCAGGAAAAAGAACCGGAAAAAGAAAAAGUGGAAAUUACCACAAAGGUACUUCAUGUAGAAGUUAAAGAAAGUUGGGAAGAGAGUGAAGAUGAGGAAAUUAAGAGUACUAGAGUCGAAGAAAAAGAAAGUGUUAAAGAUCAAUGGGAUCAAAGUACUGAAGAUGAAUCUCCAAAACCCAAUACUCCGCCACCGACUCCCGUCACAAACGUUGAGGAAACAACUGUCAAUGUUAAAUCUCCUGUUAAGAAAUCUGUAAAAGAGCAAUCCGAGACGGAAACCGAAGAAUCUGAUAAUUCUGAAACGGAAGACAGUGAAGAUGCAACAGAAAGUGAUGAAGAAUUAACCGAACAUCAAAAGCAAUUGAUGAAACGUAAACAAGUGGCUGCUGAACGUCGUAAGAAACGUCAUGAAGAGGCUCUCGCCGCCCGAAGCAAAGAUGAUCUUCGUUCUCCAAUUUGUUGUAUCUUAGGGCAUGUUGACACUGGCAAAUGUUUCGGAAGAGGCACUCCUAUCUUGAUGUAUGAUGGUAGUGUUCGUGCUGUUGAAACGAUACGUUCAGAGGAACAAGUAAUGGGUGACGAUAGUACACCUCGAAAUGUUAGCGGUGUUACAAAUGGGAAAGGACUUCUUUACAAGAUUAUCCCAACAAACAUUUCUUCCGCUCAACCAUUUGUGUGUAAUGAUGCACAUAUUCUUGUUCUUAAGAUUACGUCAUUCCCACGGAUACAACACCUGGAAAGUAAUGAGCAAAGUCAAUUGUGUCUUAAUUAUUUAACUUAUGAUAAAAGUACAAAUUUGGUUAAAAAACUAGAUAAGUUUUACAGAUAUCCGACAAUUCUACUUCCAACCAAAUAUCAUGCAGAAAGAGCUGCAUAUAAGGAUUUAGAAUUGUUAAACUCUAAUAAAAAUCCAACUAUUAGUAAUGAAGAUUUGGAAACGAUUCUAGUAGAUUUCAUCUGGCAACCUUCAGUUACGCAAUUCUUAAAUUGUUCUCCAGAAAUUCGAGCUGCUGCCAAAAUGUUCAUACCAAAUAGUGUUCGCUUUUCAACUCGUGAAGGAGCAUUAGCAAAGAUAAUUGAACGCGUUAUUGGGUCAUCUAUUACCGAUGACUUUGUUAGAUCCUGUGCCUGGUUAAUUGGUUAUUUCAUUGGUACAAAGCAAGCUAAAUGUAAACACAGUAAUAAUUAUGAUGAUAUUUCGAUGUUUUUUCAAGAAAUUAUAUCGUUCAUUAAAAAUAAAAUUAUUAAUCAAGAAACUUUGGUUUCUUUGUUUUACGAACUUGGUAUCUUACGAAGGAAGGACAUUCCAGAGAUUUUGAUGUAUGAAGACGUUGAUUCAGUUCGUCUUCAAUUGAUAGCUGGAAUGAUUGAUAGUAAAGGAUCAUGUAAUUCUCAGGAUGUUAUUGAAUUGACAUUUAUUGAUGAUUAUAAUACCCAAAACUUUGCUAGGCUCGCCCGUUCUUGUGGAUUACGAAUUAAUAUUCUUAAUUCUCAGAAUGUUUGCGUUAUAAAUAACGCUUAUAUAAUUCCUUCAGUUUUUCCUCGAUCUAAUUGUAUAAUAAAUCCUAAGGAUAGACAUGAUCAGCUUUGGGAAUUUCAAGUUGAAGAGCUUGGGAUUGGUGAAUAUUUUGGAUUCGUAGUUGAUGGAAAUCAUCGCUUCUUGCUAAGUGACUUUACGGUAACGCAUAAUACAAAGUUGUUGGAUAAAAUCCGACAGACGAACGUUCAAGAGGGUGAAGCUGGUGGUAUCACACAACAAAUAGGUGCGACUUACUUUCCUAUGGAAACUAUUAAAAUUAAAACCGCUCCUUUAAACAAGGAUGGCAAACAAGAAUAUAAACUUCCGGGUUUGUUAAUUAUUGACACACCUGGUCAUGAAUCAUUCACAAAUUUGCGUUCCAGAGGUUCCUCUUUGUGUAAUAUAGCUAUUCUCGUGGUUGAUAUUAUGCAUGGUUUAGAACCACAAACUUUGGAAUCAUUAAAAUUACUACGGGAUCGUAAAGCUCCUUUCAUAGUAGCAUUAAAUAAGAUUGAUCGUAUGUAUGAUUGGAAGCCUACACGAGAUAAUUCUUUCCUUGAUUCUUUUUCUAAACAAUCGGAAGCUGUUAAACGUGAAUUCAAAGAUCGUGUUGAGAAAACCAUCUUGGCCUUUGCUGAACAGGGACUCAAUUCUGUUUUGUACUAUGAAAACAAGAAUUAUGCCAAAAACGUUUCUCUUGUUCCUACGUCAGCAAUCACUGGAGAAGGUAUUCCUGAUAUGCUCAUGUUACUUGUAAAUUUAACGCAAUCAAGGAUGAGCAAUGAGCUGAUGUAUUUGUCAGAAUUGGAGUGUACUGUGUUGGAAGUUAAAGUUAUUGAAGGUCUUGGCACAACUAUUGAUGUAAUUUUAUCUAAUGGUGUAUUAAAUGAAGGUGAUAAGAUUGUUUUAUGUGGUCUUAAUGGACCCAUAGUUACAACAAUCCGUGCUUUAUUAACGCCACAGCCAUUGAGGGAACUUCGAAUCAAAUCCGCUUAUGUUCAUAAUAAAAGUGUGAAAGCUGCUCUUGGUGUUAAGAUUUCUGCGCAAGAUCUUGAAAAAGCGAUUGCCGGUUCACGCCUUAUGGUUGUUGGACCAGAUGAUGACGAAGAUGAUCUUAAAGAUGAGAUUAUGUCUGAUUUAAAGAGCUUGCUGAGUUCAAUUGAUAAAUCUGGUAAAGGUGUAUGCGUGCAAGCUUCUACUUUAGGUUCUUUAGAAGCUCUUUUAGAAUUCUUGAAAACCUCCAAAAUUCCGGUAUCUGGAAUUAAUAUUGGACCAGUUCACAAGAGAGAUAUUAUGCGAUGUGCAACUAUGUUAGAAAAGGCUAAAGAGUUUGCGGUCAUUUUAUGUUUCGAUGUCAAAGUAGAUAAAGAAGCACAAGAAAUAGCUGAAGAAUUAGGUAUUAAGAUAUUUAAAGCCGAUAUUAUUUAUCAUUUGUUUGAUCAAUUUACUGCUUACCAUCAGGAAAUUGUGGAACAGAAACGUAAAGACCAAGCUCCUCAAGCAAUAUUUCCUUGUAUUUUAAAAAUUGUCCCAGGUGCUAUAUUCAAUAAGAGAGAUCCUAUUAUAAUUGGCGUAGAUGUUGUUGAAGGUGUAUUGAAAACCGGAACACCUCUAUGCGUUGUGAAAACGGACCCUACAACUAAUCAACGUGAAAUUAUUAGCCUUGGUAAAGUGUCUAGUAUGGAACAAAAUCAUAAAACAGUUGAAAUUGUAAAAAAGGGCCAAGCUGGUGGUGGUAUUGCAAUCAAAAUCGAAUGUGCUAUUUAUGAAAAUCCAAAAAUGAUUGGGAGACAUUUUGUAGAAACAGAUGAAAUAUAUAGUAAGAUUUCACGCGUUUCUAUCGAUGUAUUGAAAGAAUCAUUUAGAGAUGAUUUAAGUAAAGAAGAAUGGCAUUUAAUGAUUAAAUUAAAGAAGAUAUUAGAUAUUAAUUAA